This is a messenger RNA of Etheostoma cragini (Arkansas darter), 4425 nucleotides long. RefSeq names its product potassium voltage-gated channel, KQT-like subfamily, member 5a (gene kcnq5a). Gene Ontology annotation, molecular function: voltage-gated potassium channel activity. The coding region runs from base 454 to 3588 and encodes 1044 amino acids. The transcript is spliced from 15 exons. NCBI's taxonomy places the organism in Eukaryota, Metazoa, Chordata, Actinopteri, Perciformes, Percidae. Gene Ontology annotation, biological process: transmembrane transport; potassium ion transport. Gene Ontology annotation, cellular component: membrane. The record is from RefSeq and is a predicted model, not a curated record.
UCAAAUAGAAAAUCAUAGAUAUAGCCGCAACUUAUAUGUCGAGUACACAUAGCCUACUAACGCAGUGGUUCUGGUACUGCUGGCUGUGAUGCGCACUUCACUGUCCGAUAAGUAGGCUAAUAGAGAUCAUUGGGCAGCAGAGGCAGGCUACACACACUUUGACAGAAAGAAGCAAGACGGUGAGUGAGAGUGAAUUGGGGGAGAACGGGAGGGUGGGAGAGCCCUCCCCCUGCCAAAUGUCUCUAUGGAUCCACUCCUUCAUAACCCCACUCUUCUCCAGCCUUGCGUAGAUGGUCAACGUGUCCAAACCGGACUGGGAAUCUGCUCACACGGCCACAGGAUGACAAGAUGAGUGCAUUAUAGAAGUUAAACUUUUCUGCCACUGCUAUUUCGUGUCUAGUGAAAGCCAAAGUAGUCAAAACACCCAGCGCAAGAGCUCUUGGCUACAUAUGAAUGUCUGCCGGUUCCCCAGCGCACCGCGCUGGUGAUGCCAUGCCGCGAAGUCACACCGGCGAUGAGAGCAGCGGCGCUGGGCUCUGGCUGAAGACACCAACAGAACACCGGACGCAGGGCUACGCACUGAAAGAUGUGGAGUCUGGGCCGAGGACGAUGAACAACGCGGUGCGGGUCGGUGACGGUCUCCUGUCUCCCUCCUCGGCAGGUGCUGUGGGAUCAGAGAGGAAGCAGGGUGCCCGGCUCAGCCUGUUGGGGAAGCCGCUGAUCUACAGCGCGCAGAGCGGCCGCAGGAACGCGCGCUACCGGCGGUUCCAGAAUUGCCUCUACAACGUGUUGGAGAGACCGAGGGGAUGGGCUUUCAUCUACCACGCUUUUGUGUUCAUCCUGGUGUUUGGAUGUCUGGUUCUCUCUGUGUUUUCCACGAUCCCUAUUCACCAGGAAUUCUCCACACACUGCCUGCUCAUCCUGGAGUUUGUGAUGAUUGUAGUGUUUGGUUUGGAGUACAUCAUCAGGAUAUGGAGUGCUGGCUGCUGCUGCCGCUAUCGAGGCUGGCAGGGACGCCUCCGAUUCGCCAGGAAGCCGUUCUCUGUUAUAGACAUCAUCGUACUUAUAGCCUCUGUUGCCGUGGUUUCAGCCGGUAGCCAGGGUAACAUUUUUGCCACCUCUGCGCUGCGUAGCCUUCGUUUCCUGCAGAUCCUGCGCAUGGUGCGCAUGGACCGCAGGGGAGGGACCUGGAAGCUGCUGGGAUCUGUAGUUUAUGCACAUAGUAAGGAGCUGGUGACUGCCUGGUACAUUGGAUUUCUGGUCCUAAUCUUCUCCUCCUUCUUGGUUUAUCUGGUUGAGAAAGAACUCAACCAGGAGUUUGCCACCUACGCCGACGCUCUGUGGUGGGGCACGAUCACCCUUACAACCAUUGGCUACGGUGACAAGACCCCGCAGACAUGGACUGGACGGUUAUUAUCAGCUGGUUUUGCUCUGCUGGGGAUCUCUUUCUUCGCUCUUCCAGCUGGCAUCCUCGGGUCAGGUUUUGCCCUGAAAGUGCAGGAGCAGCAUCGACAGAAGCACUUUGAAAAGAGGAGGAACCCAGCUGCGAGCCUCAUUCAGUGUGUCUGGCGUAGUUAUGCUGCUGAUGAGAACUCGGUUUCCAUUGCUACCUGGAAGCCUCAUUUGAAGGCGUUGCAUACCUGCAGCCCCGCCAAGAAAGAGCAAGGAGAGACUACUUACAGUCAGAAGUUGAGUUUUAAGGAGCGGGUCCGGAUGGCGAGUCCCCGUGGUCAGAGCAUGAAGAGCAGGCAGACGUCCAUCAACGACCGCCAGCGCUCAUCCCCUGGCAACGAGGUGAUGGGCGGGGCAGAUCUGAUGGGUGGGAGCCCUGCCAAAGUGCAGAAGAGCUGGAGCUUCAAUGAUCGGACCCGGUUUAGGCCAUCACUAAGGCUAAAGAGCCAGACUCGCACUGCUGUCCCAGAUGUGGACACAGGCAUGACCACGGAGGAUUCCUUUGAUGAGCGAGGCUGCCAUUGCGACAUCACAGUGGAAGAUCUUUCGGCUCCCCUCAAGGCUGUCAUCAGAGCUGUCAGUAUUCAAUUAACCAACUUUAUCCUUGAUCUAGCUUCCAACUACCGGUAUGUCUUUUCUACCCAAUGUGUGAUUCUGUGUAUGUACUGUAUAUGUACACCUGUGUCCCCUUUCUCUCCCAGACUAGACACUGUAGUGGGUCCCCCUCCAAGGCCUUUCAGCAGCCGCAUCAAGACCUUAUCCUCUCCCUCCCUGCAUUUAUAUUACAGCCAGGCCCGGAGGAAACAGUCUGCACCGGGACUGGCCAGUGCAGCGGGCUCUGGUCCCAGCCUGAGUAGCAGACCAAGGAACAUGUCUUCUCCUGCCCUGCAUUAUUAUUACAGCAACCACAGGAAGAAGCUCCCUGGCUCAGGGGUGGAUCAGAUUCUGGGAAGAGGCCAGAUUCCUGUAGAUAAGAAGAUGAAGGACAAACUGCACCCAGAUGGAGACUCCCUAGAGAGCAUGAGCAUGCUGGGACGUGUGUGUAAGGUGGAGAGACAGGUAACUUCCAUUGAAUCAAAAUUGGACUCUUUGCUGGACGUUUACCGCCAAGUCUUACACAAAGGCCCCACAGCACUCACCCUCUCCUCCCUUCCCCUUUUCGAGCUGGACAACCACCAGCAUUGCAACUCUGACUACCAGCCCUCCAUCAUUGGUGGGGAUCUACCCUCCCCCCACAGAGGUGAUCCAGCUGGAGGUGGAAGAAAUAAUAAUGGAGACAUACAUCGUUCUCUUGGCGCCAACCCUAGAGGCCUGCGGCUCAUCCUGGCACAUGCUGAUGAUGACGGACCCCCAGACUCAGCACCUCCAUCCUAUCCCCCGUCAACAGCCUCACUCUCUCCAUCACCACUGCUGCCUCCCGAUAGCCCCUACCCAACCUUGGUCACCCCCAAUGGUAACGCCAAAAGAGCACACUUCCCUGACCUCCCACCGCCACCUUCCUCAACAGGGGGUUUUACCCUCCGGCUGCCCCCCAUGAUGCAUCCCUCCCACAUCCGAUACUCCGCUGACCCCAUUCCAGAUGAAAUGGCAGAUGGAGAGCUGGUGGAUGAGGGGAGCCUGGGCCCCUCUUUUGUUGUUGGAUCCAGUGUCGACGCUGAUGAGGGAGGGGACAGUGAGGCAGGCCCCACCCAGGGAAGGGUGCAGCUGCGGGAGAAGACUGCCUUGAAAUCUGAGGGGGUUUGGAGGAGGCACAUGAGCCUGGAGCUUGAUCCCCUUCUGCUGCUCUCGUCUAGCCCAGAAGAGAAGCCUUCAGAAUUGGAAGGCAGUCAUGGAAAAUCCCUCUCUGUGAACAAUCUCAACCAGCCUUCGACCCAACGUGCCCCUGGUCUCGCCUCCGUGCUCAACAACAGCAGCAGCAGCAAUGGUAGCAAACGUGGCAAUGCCUACGGUGACCUUAGAAACUGGGAUGGAACAGAACUCUUCAUUAAGGAGUGCAAGCUAGAGCCAAAAGAAGAACAUUUCAACUUACUGUCCCAGGGACCUGACAGCUGCCCCUCAGACCUUUUACAGACUGUGGAGGAGGCUGCACCUCACCCCGAGUUUCUCUGUCAGUCCCCACACGUACAGCUGGCAUAACUAAACACACACACACACACACACACACACACACACACACUCAUACACACACACACACACACACACACACACACACACACACACACACACACACACACACACACACACACUCGCACACUGUAUGUACAAACCAUUGUUGGGAAAGCCACUUUUAAAGUAUUUUUACACUCUACAUAUAUUGUUCAAAUGUUCAAUGUAAAUGUCCAAUCAGUGCUUUCUACAUGGACAUACAAGGUUUCACAUUUUGUCUAACAUGAUUAUGUCCACUCAUUAGGGUACUAACAUUACUUUUAUGAAGAAGAAAAGUAUAAAACAUGUACGAAAGUGGUCAUAUUUACAUCAGACAAAAUACUCAAACAAUACACAAAUACAAGAUACCUUCAUUUAAGAGAAUUUGCUUUGGUCUUAUCUAAAGAUAUUUAGAUAUUUAGAGAUUCAUUUUAUUAACUUUUUUUAAGACCAUAUAAUAAUAAAAACGUUGAUGAAACAAAAUGUUUUGUUUAAAAAGAGUAAGAAAAGGAUCUUACCUGUGAUUUCUGAGCCUAGUCUAGACAUCGAAGUGUAGAUGCCAAUCAAAUAAUUUGGUUCACAACAAAAAUAUACUGUGAGUAAUGUUAACUUUCUUUUUAAAAUUCAAUUUCCAUCAAGCUUACAUUUUAAUUUUGAUAAUUGAAUGAGUGAAUCAAAUCAAAAGGAAUACUGUAUGAUUGUCUCACAGCCAAAGACAGGUGGAACUUGCAAAUGCCAAGAGUGUAGUUAAACAUAUAGGUCAACCACUUCUUUCGCAUGCAUACAUGCACACACACACACAAACACACACGCACACAAACAAACAAA